Molecule: messenger RNA, 1443 nt
Organism: Trametes versicolor FP-101664 SS1
Lineage: Eukaryota; Fungi; Basidiomycota; Agaricomycetes; Polyporales; Polyporaceae
Exons: 18
Coding region: 1-1443 (480 amino acids)
Source: RefSeq, a predicted model, not a curated record
AUGUCGCAACUGCCCCCCAACCCCGCAACUCCCAGCGCAACUGGCCAAGGAGUCAGUCACGGCCACAAGAGGAUUGUCGUUUGCUGUGACGGAACGUGGCAGGACGGGAUCGUCGUUAGCCAAAGAUGGAAAUACACCAAUAUACUGCGCCUUGCUAGGGCCAUAAACCAUGUCGAUGAUAGAUCGCAGCCACCGAUUCAUCAGGUCGUGUUCUAUCAGUCUGGAAUCGGCACUGACAACCUAUACGAUGAGAUUGUGAACGGUACGCAGUCGUCUAGCAAAGUCGAGGAGGCGUACGCCUUUAUAGCACAGAACUAUCGACCGGGCGACGAGGCAUAUAUAUUUCUGUUUGGAUUCUCGAGGGGUGCAUACACGGCUCGUAUGGUCGCUAUGUUUAUUGGAGCAAUCGGUGUGCUCGAUCGCACGGAGAUGGAUCACUUUGCUACCCUCUUCGUCGCGUACCAGAAGCGCGGCAAGUCGGAGGAUCAGGAUGAGAUCGCCAAGUUGAACGAACAACUGGCCCCAUGGACGAGUCCGCAAGCACUUGGACUACAGCGGGCGAAUUGUAGGCCUGACGGCUACUCUGUCAAAGUGCUGGGUGUAUUCGAUACUGUGGGCUCUGUGGGUAUGCCCGAGGAGUUGACUCUGCAUGACGACAAGAUGAAGACGUUGUUUGGCUUCCCGGAUCGACUCCUCGGACACCACGUCGAGAGGGCGUAUCAAGCUCUAGCCCUGAACGAACAUCGAGCUGAUUUCGACUGCGCAAGAUUUGAACAGACGGAGGAAGGGCGGAAGAAGGGGCAGAUACUCCGGCAGUGCUGGUUUACCGGAUCCCACUGCGACAUUGGUGGCGGUUACGAAGAACAUGACCUCUCCGACAUAACCCUGAACUGGAUGAUCUCAAACAUCGGCGACGCCCUGUCUUUCGACUACCCCUACGUCAUCUCCCUUCCGCGCCCGACUGCGGUGUGGGGAACCCAGGCACCGCACAACUCUCGCACCGGCAUCUUCGCGCUUUCGAAGGAGAUUCAGCGCAAGCUGCCCACUGUGACCAACGACGUCACCUACGAAGUCAUACACUCUUCGGUUUUGGAACAGGUCCGCUUGGUCCCGAACCUACAGGAAACCAUUAACAACAACCCGAACCUUGUCGUGCCGCUUCUUCCUUGGGAGGAGCAAGUCAAGGCCCACUGGGAGAGGAAGCUUGCCCAGGCGCCUCAGGGAGCUGUCCAAACGGCGGAACGUAUCCAAGAGAACGAGUCUCAUCACCACCAUCACGCCUCCCUCUUUCACAAGGCAGCCGAAGCCGUCAAGCACCUCAAGGGAGGAGACCAGGACACUGAAGGACCCGGCGACGCUCAUUCGCAGUAUGUGAAGGCUUGGAUGGGCAAAGUAGCGACGGAAAGCAGCGUUGGCAGGAUGGUUGAGGAAUUCUUGAAGUAG